AUGGCCUCCUAUUUACCUCGCACCACCCGAACCCCUCUCCUCCGCCGCCUCUCUCUACGCUGCCUCUCUAACACCACCACCACCACCACCACUCUUCCCCACUCCACACCGCCGGCGCCAUUCGAUCCUCCUCCGCCUCCUUCACCGCCCAAACCACCUCCAAAUCCGCCCUCACGGACCCCUCUAGAGAAACAGUUCGAGACAUGGCUCCAAACUCUAAAGCCCGGCUUCACUGGACAAGACGUCGAAGACGCACUGCGGGCCCAAUCCGACCCGGACCUCGCCCUCGACAUCUUCCGGUGGACCGCCCAGCAGCGCAACUACAAGCACAACCACUCCACCUACCUCACGAUGAUCGAGAUCGCAGUUUCCGGAAAGCGCUACCGCGCGGCCGAGACCCUGAUCGAGGAAAUCAUCGCCGGCGCCUGCCCCGCGAGCCUUUCCCUGUUCAACACCAUGAUCAAAUUCUGCUGUGGCCGUAAAAACCUAUUCAGCCGCUCCUUCGAUAUCUACAAGAAAAUGACCAAAUCGCAGGACGCCAAACCUAAUCUAGAAACCUACGCUCUGCUCCUCAACUCGCUAAUGAGGAAAUUUGAUAAAUUGAACGUGUGUUAUGUGUAUUUGCCUGCAGUCAAAUCGUUAGCUAAGCAGAUGAAGGCGUCCGGGGUGAUUCCCGAUACCUUCGUGCUGAACAUGAUCAUCAAAGCCUACUCCAAGUGCCUCGAGGUUGAUGAGGCUGUCCGUGUUUUUCGCGAGAUGGGAUUGUAUGGUUGUGAGCCAAACGGGUACACAUACAGUUAUCUUGCAAAAGGGUUGUGUGAGAAGGGUAGGGUUAGUCAAGGGCUGGAUUUUUACCGGGAAAUGAGAGGAAGAGGGUUGGUGCCCAGAGGGAGUUCUUAUUUGAUCUUGAUUUGCAGUCUUGCGAUUGAGAGGAUGUUUGACGAUGCAAUUGAGAUCACAUAUGACAUGUUGGGGAAUUCGAUGUCACCUGAUUUGUUGACCUAUAAGACAUUGUUGGGGGAAAUUUGUAGGGAUGGGAGAGGUAAUGACGCGUUCGAGCUUCUUGAAAAGUUCAGGAAAAGGGACAGCUUUAUGAAUGAGAAGACGUAUAAGACUUUGUUGGACGGGCUGCACUUUCUGAGUCGUGAUCUCUAG
Striga hermonthica is the source of this 1155-nucleotide messenger RNA. Lineage: Eukaryota; Viridiplantae; Streptophyta; Magnoliopsida; Lamiales; Orobanchaceae. The record is from the annotation of a GenBank genome assembly.